Messenger RNA from Solanum tuberosum (potato), 1330 nucleotides. Its product is annotated as 2-alkenal reductase (NADP(+)-dependent)-like. Bases 82 to 1113 code for a protein of 343 amino acids. The record is from RefSeq and is a predicted model, not a curated record. The transcript has 5 exons. Lineage: Eukaryota; Viridiplantae; Streptophyta; Magnoliopsida; Solanales; Solanaceae. Gene Ontology annotation, molecular function: 2-alkenal reductase [NAD(P)H] activity.
AGUUGUUAGCCAUCAGUUACUUUUGCCUUAUCUGUUUUAGUCAGCACAGCCAUAACCUCAGUUACAUAAACAGAAAUAGAAAUGGGAGAAGAAGUGAGCAACAAACAGAUAAUUCUAAAACAUCAUGUAACUGGUAACGUUAAGGAAUGUGACAUGGAAUUGAAGAAGACGACCAUCAAAUUGAAUGUUCCAGAAGGAUCUAAUGCUCUGCUUUUGAAAAAUCUUUACUUGUCAUGUGAUCCUUAUAUGCGUUCUCGUAUGAGUAAAACUGAGGGUAGUUAUAUUGCACCUUUCACUCCUGACGCUCCUAUCAUGGGAAUCGGAGUGGCUAAAGUUUUGGAGUCUGGUGAUUCAAACUUUCAAAAAGGUGAUUUAGUUUGGGGAAUGACUGGAUGGGAGGAGUAUAGUGUUGUAACAACUAGUCAGACUUUUUUUAAAAUUCAUGACAAGGAUGUGCCUCUUUCCUACUAUACCGGAAUCCUCGGGAUGCCUGGGAUGACAGCUUAUGCUGGUUUUUAUGAGGUUUGCUCCCCCAAGAAGGGAGAAACUGUUUUUGUUUCAGCUGCUUCUGGAGCAGUUGGUCAACUUGUUGGGCAAUUUGCAAAGAUGAUGGGUUGCUAUGUUGUUGGUAGUGCUGGAAGCAAAGAAAAGGUUGAUCUAUUGAAGAGCAAGUUUGGUUUUGACGAAGCUUUUAACUACAAAGAGGAACAUAAUUUAGAUGCAACUUUGAAGAGGUACUUCCCUGAUGGAAUUGACAUCUACUUCGAGAACGUUGGAGGGAAGAUGCUUGAUGCAGUUCUUGUUAAUAUGAAAGUUCAUGGCCGUAUUUCUGCGUGUGGGAUGAUCUCGCAAUACAACCUUGAGCAGACCGAAGGUGUGCACAACUUGUUCUGCCUCAUAACAAAACAAAUCCGCAUGGAAGGAUUUGUUGUUACUGACUACUAUCAUCUCUACCCUAAAUAUUUGGAAAUGAUCAUUCCACAAAUAAAGGCUGGUAAGAUUGUGUACGUUGAAGACGUAGCUGAAGGUCUCGAAAGUGCUCCCAGUGCUCUAGUUGGUCUCUUCUCUGGUCGCAAUGUUGGAAAGCAAGUUGUGAUGGUUUCAACUGAAUGAAUUUACACAAACUAGUCCUGGGAACGUCGUUGCACGUGUGUCACAUGCUAAGUUGUGUGGAGUUGUUAUAAUGAUAUUUAUAUACUCGGACAUGUAUGUUGCUCGUGUAUCACAUGCUAAUAAAGUACACGAACUUUGAAAAUAUUAUAAUAAAUGUGUGAUAAGUUGCACAAAAAUUGAAGAAAAAUAUACAAGCUCAAACCAAUAACUUCAAUUA